Messenger RNA from Xiphias gladius (swordfish), 2557 nucleotides. RefSeq names its product dorsal inhibitory axon guidance protein a (gene draxina). Gene Ontology annotation, cellular component: extracellular region. The transcript is spliced from 7 exons. The record is from RefSeq and is a predicted model, not a curated record. Lineage: Eukaryota; Metazoa; Chordata; Actinopteri; Istiophoriformes; Xiphiidae. Gene Ontology annotation, biological process: Wnt signaling pathway; axon guidance. The coding region runs from base 225 to 1379 and encodes 384 amino acids.
GCGGACUACAGAGGUGCUGCCGCUUCUGCUGCUGCCGCCGCCGCCGCCGCUGCUCCUGCUCCUGCUCCUGCUCCUGCUCCUGCUCCUGCUCCUGCGCGGUGUUUCGCAGCCAUAUGACCGAACUGGUUCUCAAACCUUCAGCAACAUAAAAAGGGGAGAGAGAGAGAGAAAAAAAGCAACAGGAACAAACAAUCGUAAGCAGGUGGCGUUGUGCUGCACAGACAAUGGCUCUCUCCUGGAGUCUGCUCCUGGCCUUCCUGCUCGGCACCCUGGCGCUGUCGCACAGUGCGGAGCCCGGGGCUCCUCACGGCAAGAGGAGACAGGCACAGACCUCAGCAGGUGGCAGCAACACCCUACAGCACCCUCUGCAAGGUCUACAGGGCCACAGUUACAGCAGGGACCGUGGAGGGCACGGGGCCCAGGGGGCCCGCGUUGCCAAAGGUGGAGCCGGGCUGCUCGCGCACAGGUCCCUGCACCCCCUGGCCAGGCCUGAGGAUGAUGGGACAGGCCUGGAGGGCUUGAGCCCCGUGAGACUGGAGAUGGGCCCGGGCAGGGACAGAGACAGAGUUCGAAUGAGUGUGAGGAGUCCAUCCGGGUCCCGGGAAAACCAGCUCCUGGGGUCACGCAAGGGGAGAGGGCACGGACACGGGAAUGGGCACGGACACGGACACCACUCGGAGCACAGGAGACAAGGGAGUCGGCGCGACAAGGGACGACACGGUAAAGGGUUUCCUCCGGAGCUUGGGCUGAAGUCUGCCUUGAAGGACAGAGAUCUGUUCGAGGACCCUCCCUCUUCCUCCUCCUCCUCCUCCUCCUCUGCUGCCUCCCCCUCCCUCAGUGUGACCCCGCCCAGUGAACCCCCCUCCCCCAUCGCCGCCGUCUUUGGCUCUGGCUCCUCCAUGGUUACCACGGUGAUGAACGAGCAUCCCCCAACGCUGCCCCCGGCCUCCACCAAACCCCAGAGGUCCGGUCGAGGAAAAGGACAAGGAGAGGUGAUGCCGACGUUGGACAUGGCGCUCUUUGAUUGGACAGACUACGAGGAUAUGAAACCCGUGGACAACUGGCCAACCUCCAGGAAGAAAGACAAGCGGCGGAGUAAGAACCUCAGCAGUGGAAACGCGACCGCCGACGCUGAUGCCAGCGAGCCGUGUGACCACCACCUGGACUGUCUCCCAGGUUCUUGUUGCGACCUGAGACAGCACGAGUGUAAACCUCACAACCGAGGCCUCAACAACAAAUGCUACGAUGACUGCAUGUGUGAGGAAGGGUUUCGUUGUUAUGCUAAAUUCCACCGGAAGCGUCGCGUAACCAGGAGGCGGGGCCGCUGCGUGGUACCAGAGUCGGUCAGCAGCGACCAAGGAGGCUUCAUCACCAUCUGAUGAAAAGGUGGAGGACAAGAUGAAGGAGCCAAAGGGAGGAGGAACAGGAGGGACGACCCCAUGACCACUCUUACAUAGACGACAGCACAGCCAUCACAUGACACUGCUAACAGACCAAGUGCUUUAGAGUGAUGGAUUGCUUUUCUUUUUUUUUCUUUUUUUUUUUCUUUCAAAAUAUACUGCACAGUGUAAAGCGUCCAAAUGCCAAAAUCUGGUCCGUUAAAACGAAACAAAAGGCAGCGAAACUGGAAAUACUGCUGAGUGUUUCCAUUGUGGGACGAGCCCUGCACUCUUAAUCCAGCAAAUCACCAUCUUUAAGCACUUGAUUUGAUUCAGUUAAAAUUCAGACACAUCAGUCGGGAUGUUGGUUUUGUUCACUCCAGCAUCACCACAGGGGCAUACGGUGGGUACAAGAAAACACGGAGGAACUCACUCCGUCCACAUUGACUCAUUUUUAGACAAAUCUGUUUUCACUUGUUUUAAUCGGUAGAAAAGGUUGACUGGGCCGCUGACACGUCACAGAGUGAAACUUGUAAACAUCUCAGAGAUUAAAUCUUACAGCUCACCACAGUAUUGGUUUCAUUUUGAGGAAAAAAAACACAUGACUUUUGUGACUCGUAGAAAAACCCCUUUGUCAAACGCCUCUCACCAUUUCUCAUGCAUUUGAUCGUCUCUGUCUUGCUGAUCCGAGACAAAUAGUGUUUACAAAUCAUUUUUAGCAUUGAAUGAAUGACCAGCGCUUGGAGUCGCAGACUGGUUCUUUCACUUCUUCAGGACCAAUCUCAUCAACUAAGGUGUCGCUCACAGAAACUGUGCUAGAAUGACUUUGAGGUACUUUGUUUUUUGUGUGUGAACUCUGCUACGAUUCGUUUCUCGGCACUCCGCUUAUCUGGCUCUCCAAAAAAAUACUAAACAUAAUUUGUAAAUGCUAUUUGAACCCAUCUGCUUCCCAGUAUUGUAAAUAUGAAUGUGUCUGAAUUGCCAACAGCUUUUUUAAAAAUUGACAACCACUACUCUUCACAUGUACUUAAUGGUAGAACGAUAAACGAAGAUGCUUGUCUGACCUUCAUUAUACAUGUCUUAAUAUAUGUUUUAUUUAUAAUGUACCUAAACAAGUUUGUCUAUAUAUUGUGUUUUUCAGCUUUUUUGGUUUCACGAUUAAACGCUUACGGGAUAAA